GGCUCUCUCUUUAUAGCGGAUAACUAAUCUUUUAUUAGCGACCGCAUAUCGCAUAUGCUUGGGUAUGAAAAGGUGGAUGGAAAUAUAUUAGCGACUUUGCACAGGGGGAAAUGCAAAAAAAUAAUAAGAGCAAGGCUAAUGUUGAUUCAACUGGCAGCAACCGGCAGUGUAUCUCGGUAUCUCGUGAGGCUCUCAUGAGCACCUUCCUGAUAUUAGAUAGCCGUUCCGCCAUGCCACCACCGUCCCAAACCAUGCAAAUGCAAUUACCCCUACGCCUCAAGCCUAGACUUGGACCAAAACCUAGCUCUCACAAACCCCCUAUCAAGCCCAGACCUAAGCAGCUCACCAUGUGCUCAACAGUCCACUUCACCUACCGCUGUGGCUGCACCCACACCACCACCUUCGAGUGCCCAGACACCGCAUCAUCUUUCUCUAGCCUAGCCACUAGCUCCCAUUCCCACUCCCGUCGGAACCGUCCCCGUCGACGUCGUCGGUGCUGCGGCCCCAAGAGCACACCUACGAUCACGCCGCUGGACGAAGACUGCUACGACUGCGCGCAGAAGCGGGAGAAGACGGGGGGACGAACUGCUUCUUUAGGGGAUAGCGAUGUUUCUUCUUUCUCUCUGUCGACGGACGCAGACGCAGAUACGGACACGGAAUUAGAUACAGACACAUCAAUGGCGGCGUCGACAUCGACAUCCAGGACCACAUCCAUAUCGUCAGCCCCAUCAACACGCGCCUCGUCACCUCUCGACAUGUCUGUUCUCAAAGAGCGCGAUCCCAAUCUACCGUCUAAAUGCCCGCUCAUCUCGAUUCUAGACCUGGACUUGGACCUGCGCAUGCAGUUGAUAGACCUGGAUCUGCCCGAGCUGCUGGGUGGCUUUUGAGCUCUAACCCGGGGUUGUUUGUAUGGAGAAUGUGGGUUUAAAGGAAUAGGGAGAAGUUAUAUGAGAAGAAAAGGGGGAAAGGGGUGUGAGAGAAAAGAAGCAUGGCUGGUUUGUUAAUUGUUGCUCUUAUCUGACGGGUAUGAGUGAGCCCUUGCUUGCUAUA
Messenger RNA from Daldinia decipiens, 1050 nucleotides. RefSeq lists its product as uncharacterized. The record is from RefSeq and is a predicted model, not a curated record. NCBI's taxonomy places the organism in Eukaryota, Fungi, Ascomycota, Sordariomycetes, Xylariales, Hypoxylaceae. The transcript is spliced from 2 exons. Bases 111 to 887 code for a protein of 258 amino acids.